This is a messenger RNA of Hemicordylus capensis (graceful crag lizard), 5383 nucleotides long. It is a transcript of the gene PYROXD2, whose product is annotated as pyridine nucleotide-disulphide oxidoreductase domain 2. Gene Ontology annotation, molecular function: oxidoreductase activity. NCBI's taxonomy places the organism in Eukaryota, Metazoa, Chordata, Lepidosauria, Squamata, Cordylidae. Bases 1 to 1752 code for a protein of 583 amino acids. The record is from RefSeq and is a predicted model, not a curated record. The transcript has 16 exons.
AUGGCAACCCGGCAUGGUCGGUGGCUGGGCGCAGCUGGUGCCCCCUUCUUCUCGGGCGGAUGCAGGGCGUCCCAUUCGGGGGCUGCCGGGGUCUCCCUGAAGCUAGAGUAUGACGCCGUCGUCAUCGGAGCAGGGCACAACGGACUGGUGGCUGCCGCCUACUUGCAGAAAGGGGGUUUAAAGACGGCUGUGCUGGAGAGACGACACAUCAUAGGGGGUGCUGCUGUCACUGAAGAGAUUAUCCCAGGUUUUCGGUUUUCCAGAGCCUCUUACCUGCUCAGUCUGCUGAGACCCCAGAUUUACAAAGAGCUGGAGCUGAAGAGACAUGGCUUAAAGGUGCUGCUGCGUGACCCUUAUUCCUUCACUCCAUUGCUAGAGGAUGGCCAGGAUGGAAGAGUCCCUCGCUCACUGCUGCUGGGGAACAACAUGGCUGAGACCCAGAACCAGAUCGCUCAGUUCUCUGUGAAGGAUGCUCAGGCCUUUCCCAAGUAUGAGGCCUUCAUGAGCCGCUUGGUGUCAGCCAUAGACCCUCUGCUAGAUACCUGCCCUGUGGACGUGGCUAUGUUCAGCCAGGGCUCUCUUCGACAGCGGCUGAAGGCCUUGCGAGGCCUGCAGAUCCUCUUCCGUUCAGGCUUUGCUCUGGGGAAACAACUGCCCCAGUAUUAUCAGGUCCUCACAGCCCCUAUUUCCAAGAUCCUGGAUCUCUGGUUUGAAUCUGAGCCCUUGAAAGCAACACUGGCAACAGAUGCCGUGAUUGGUGCUAUGGCUGGUCCCCACACACCAGGCAGUGGGUAUGUGCUGCUGCACCACGUGAUGGGCGAGCUAGAGGGGCGCCAGGGGGCCUGGGGCUACGUGAGUGGUGGCAUGGGUGAGCUUUCCCGGGCUUUGGCCCGUGCCGCAACGGUGCUCGGGGCUGAGAUCUUCACUGAGAAGACAGUUGCUCAGGUUCUUCUGAGUCCUGAUGGGAAGGUGCAGGGUGUGGCCCUCCAGGAUGGGACUGAAGUGAAGAGCCACUUGGUGCUGUCCAAUGCAUCUGCACAGCUCACCUUCCUGGAACUGAUCCCUCAGGAGCAACUGCCCCUGGAGUUUGUGCAGAGAAUCUCACAGUUUGACACACGCUCUCCAGUCACCAAGAUCAAUGUGGCCGUGGAUCGAUUGCCCAAUUUCCUAGCAGCUCCAAACACCAGUGAUGGGCAACCCGGCCCCCAUCACCAGUGCUCCAUCCAUCUGAACUGUGAGGACCUGAAUAUCCUGCACCAGGCCUUUGAGGAUGCCAGCCAUGGAAGGUCAUCGAGCAGGCCCAUGAUUGAGCUGUGCAUCCCAUCUGCCCUGGAUCCUUCCCUGGCUCCCCCAGGCUGCCACGUGAUCUCUCUCUUCACUCAGUACACCCCCUACACACUGGCUGGAGGAAAGCAGUGGGAUGAUCAUGAGCGUGAUGACUAUGCUGACCGAGUGUUCGAUUGUGUUGAAGCCUAUGCCCCAGGGUUCAAGGCCUCUGUUAUCGGCAGGGAUGUCCUGACACCUCCAGACCUUGAGCGGAUCUUUGGCUUGCCUGGCGGGAAUAUUUUUCAUGGAGCCAUGUCCUUAGACCAGCUGUAUUUUGCCCGGCCUGUGCCUUUCUACUCAAGUUACCGGUCUCCAAUCCAAGGCCUGUACCUCUGUGGAAGUGGAGCUCAUCCUGGAGGAGGUGUAAUGGGAGCGGUGGGGCGCAAUGCUGCUGUGGUGGCCCUGGAGGAUUGCAAGAGCCUGUGAUGCCAGCAGGAACGUUCAGCUGCUCAGACUGGGGGAAAGGGACACCACUAGUUAGGAGCCCAGCUACUCUGCCAGCUGGGAGCCAGUUCCCUGAAGCCGCUCUGCUGUGAGGCAUCUCCAGAUUUGGCUCCAGAGAGUCCUCUCGAGCGUUGCCAUCCUUGAGACUUGCUGCUCUUGGCAUUUACACAACGAUGGAAGAAGAGGUGGACCAUACCCUUGUAAUGCCCCAAACACAUUAAUGGUGCUCUUGCUGCCAGUCCCACUCCAGCUUUAGAGACCAAGUCACACACUCCUUGUCCGGUCCUAUUACUCAGCCAGGAGCUGAACUUCCAUGCAAAGACUCUAGUUCUCUUUCAUGACAAGCCGCUCUUCCUUCUAGAGCUGGUUGGGGGAUGGAGCCUUCUGUUCCUGCCACUGGAAGGGAGACCCAGGACAGGAGCCAGACUAGUGUUGCACUAGCCGAAGGGGGAUGUUGCACAAAGAAAGUAGCCCCUGUUCCUGUCUAAUUCCGGUGCUAGUGGAAAAAUAUUGUGCUGCCUCUACAGCUGCAUGUGGCACUGGCUCAUUGUUGCACUACACAUUACACUUACUCUUGCAAAAUCUUGUAUGUGUCCCAGGAAAGGUCUGCUGGUGAUUGAGCAUCAAUGCAGAGCAACACAAACCAUUUAGAGGUGCAUAUUUUCUCACAUUAUGUUAGCGCAAUGCUAGUCCGGAUCCUGCCGACAGUUUAGAGCCACGAGUGAACAGAUCCCCAUUGGGUUGUGUGGCCCAGUAGUACUGAGACCCGCAGGUGACCUAUUCACAUGUUAACACUCAUAUAAUGAGUGUAGAGUGUACACAAGUACAGUUAUUCACACAUUAUGUUCAACACAGGUACAGCAGUAUACUUCCUAUCUCUACCAUGCAUUUGAGAUCCCUUUAAAAUGAAUGCAGGUACAGUCAUUUGCACAAAAACAUGUAUGAGUGUGCAGACAUCUGUAUACUUGCACAAUAGAAUAUAUGUAUAGGAUGGGUCUCAGGAGCUUCUAGAAUACCCCUCAGCAUGUGCUUUUCUCUUGAAAACCUCAGUUUUGCUUCUGAACUUGAACAUAAUAGCAAUAGCAAUAGCAAUAGCACUUACAUUUAUAUACCGCUUUAUAGCCGGAGCUCUCUAAGCGGUUUACAAUGAUUUAGCAUAUUGCCCCCAACAUUUCUGGGUACUCAUUUUACCGACCUCGGAAGGAUGGAAGGCUGAGUCAACCUUGAGCCCCUGGUCAGGAUCGAACUUGUAACCUUCUGGUUACAGGGCGCCAGUUUUACCACUGCGCCACCAGGGGCUCUUAAGAGGCUCUCAUAAGAACAGCCUUGCUGGAUCAGGCCCAAGGCCUAUCUAGUCCAACAUUCUGUUUCAUACAGUGGCCCACCAGAUGCCGCUAGAAACCUACAGGCAGUUGAGGGCAUGCCCUCCUGCUGUCACUCCCCUGCAUCCGCCUUUGAGGCUGGAGGUGGUCUUUAGCCCUCCAGCUAGUAGCCGUUGAUAGACCUCUCCUCCAUGAAGUUAUCCAAAACCCUCUUAAAGCCAUCCAGGUUGCUGGCUGUUACCACAUCUUGUGGCAGAGAAUUCUACAAGUUGAUUAUGCAUUGUGUGAAAGAGUACUGGUCCUAAAUUUCCUGUCAAUCAAUUUCAUGGGAUGACCCCAGGUUCUAAUAAUAAUAAUUUCCUUGCUAGGCAGGAAAUCUUGACUUCUUUUCCUUAGCAUGUGAAAGAUGGAUAUUCUGCAACCAUGACUUCAAACACUGAAUAAUCUUCCCCUGAGAAAUGGUAGGCCAUCUCAUGGGUCUUUGGAAGCUCAGGAACAGAGCCAAGUUAUACUAUUGCCUUAGCACAGGAGGAAGAAGAAUAGGAACAUAGGAAGCUGCCAUAUACUGACUCAGACCAUUGGUCCAUUGAGCUCAGUAUGGUCUACGCAGACUGGCAGAGGCUUUUCCAAGGUUGCAGGCAGGAGUCUCUCUCAACCCUAUCUUGGAGAUGCCAGGGAGGGAACUUGGAACCUUCUGCUCUUCCCAGAGUGGCUCCAUCCCCUAAGGGGAGUCUCUUACAGUGCUCACACAUCAAGUCUCUCAUUCAUAUGCAGCCAGCAUGGACCCUGCUUAGCCAAGGGGACAAGUCAUGCUUGCUACCACAAGACCAGUUCUCCUCUCUGCUACAGUUCAUGUCAUCUGACUUUGUGCUCCCUAUCCAAAACUGGACAUGCCUCGCUGAGCAUCAGUCCAAAGGAGCUAUAUUUUUCCCUAGCAGCUGCUUGCAAACACUUCUCUGCAUCCUGACUGCAAAUCCAGCUCGGAAGUGGCCAGAAGCCAGCUGCCCUCUCUGGCAAGGCCUAUGUUCAGUUUUUGUGCACAGAGCCGCCUGAAUCACAAAUCAGUUAAGCCGGAGCACUUGGCUUUCAUCCAGUUCAAUUCAGUUGAAAUCAAAGGGGGAUAAAUCAGCUUAAAUCUAACUACUCCACUUUAAUUGGCCUAUGGACUGCCGCCAAAGUGUGUUGACACAGUUGGGGAAAUCGAUAGCUAACGUUCCUCCCUAGCUUAUGAUGGAUUGAUUUCAUGUGAAAAAAUGAUUGAAAAAUCAUUGCCAAUUGUACACUAAGAAAAUGUAUGUUCACAGAUUAAAGAGGGUUUUUUUUUACAAAACGGAAAACCUGAUAUUCCUGAAUAAUACUAUUUCUCACCUUUUGUGGGGACACGACAGCCAUUGUCCUCUGGGAUGGAAGAGCAAGCAAAAUACAAUGCUGGUAGCAAUGGCCUUAUAGUUGCAGUUGCCAGUAGUCUAUUGGAUGCUAUUUCCCAGGUACGACUGCCUGCUGAGCAAUAUCCAUUCAUUUCAAUGUGGCCUGCCUGAGAACCUGGCGCAAAACUCAACUGAAAUAAAUGGUGUUUGUGCAGCAGCAGUUGACGGACGUUUCCCAAGGAGAAGGACCUUUUGCUGCUGACAAACUUGUUUGUGUAUGUAAACCUUUGCCAUUACUGGUCUAAAUGUGAGACAUUUUACAAAAUGACAACAUCAAAAAGAAACUGAAAGCACAUUAUUUAAAGUAAAUGGCCCAGAAUAAUAAGUGGAGCCCACUGAACUUUGACAGCCCCAAAAUAUGCUGUGUCAGGUAUUAUACAACCCAGUUCAGCCUCUUUUGCUGCAUCAUCAUACUGCUGAUUCAUGGUAGUGGUGUGUUCCUCUCUACCCUCUGAAUUUUGUUUCAGCUUCAGUUACUUCCAGUGUUUGAAGGUGGCUGUAGUUAUGGAGUUAAAUGCAAGAACAAUUAACUGCCUGAUGGGCUUUUUUAAAUGAGCCUAUAAAUUCUCGUUGGGUCUCUGUUAUGUAAUACUACACAAAGCUUUGGUAUUCUUCCUGUGGCUACCUGACUGGGACCUACUGGCUGAGGGGAAGCAGAGAAAGACCAUUUUCCACUUGAGAAAAACCUGCCUUGAAAUGGAGGUCACCGUCGUGGAUGGGCGAUUUGUUUCGUAUUACAUCACUCUCCCCAUGAUGGACUUCACCAGUCCUUCAGAGCUACAUAUUUAGUUUUAAUUAUAUGAUCUCCAGUCAUUUAUGUUUUGUCCUAACUUAGAUUGUAAAUAUUUUCAGAACUACACUGGA